Hibiscus syriacus is the source of this 778-nucleotide messenger RNA. Its product is annotated as putative RNA methyltransferase At5g10620. The coding region runs from base 53 to 631 and encodes 192 amino acids. The transcript is spliced from 8 exons. Gene Ontology annotation, biological process: rRNA processing. Lineage: Eukaryota; Viridiplantae; Streptophyta; Magnoliopsida; Malvales; Malvaceae. Gene Ontology annotation, molecular function: methyltransferase activity. The record is from RefSeq and is a predicted model, not a curated record.
UAUUUAUAACAGAGUAGAUUUCAGUAGAGCUAAAAGGUUGUGAUGGUAAGUAAUGGCAAUGGCAGUGCCAAUCUCAGCGUGUGGGAUUACCCUUCAGUGCACGAAUUCCAGCCCUUAUUCGUCAGGUAAAGGAUGCAAAUAUGCUGGUCAACCCGUGAGAGCAUUACCAAUUAGAAUCCUGACUGUAGGAAAGGCUAGGCUCCCUGGUGUGCAAUUGCUGGUGGAUGAAUAUAUUGCAAAGCUCAAAAGUUAUUGUCAUAUUGAUGAUGUUCAAAUUCGCUCCAAUCCUAAGAAUGCACGCAAUGCGAGGGCACAGGUUGAUGAUGAAGACAUGGCUGUCGUCAACCUGAUCAGGUCUGAUGAUUGGGUGGUGAUGUUGGAUGAGCGUGGACUAGACAUUAGCUCUGAGCAGAUGGCUGAAUUGUUAGGCGAUGCUGGGAAUACGGGAGCUUCAAGAUUAUCAUUUUGCAUUGGCGGACCUUAUGGUCAUGGACAACAAGUCCGAAAACGUGCUAAUGUGUCGAUCAAGUUGUCCUCAAUGGUAUUGAAUCAUCAAAUUGCACUUGUUGUGCUCAUGGAACAACUUUAUAGGUCAUGGACUAUUCUGAAAGGACAAAAGUACCAUCAUUAGCCCUGAUUUCAGGUCAAGCAUGCUGCGUAGAUUGAAGUUUAUUUGAGAACCUACAUUUGUAUUCUUGCACUCGGCACCAAGAUCAAAUGAACUUAGAUUGAAAGCAAUUAUGUGUGCUGCUGACAGACUGGCAUAACAAUUUUGAAG